This is a messenger RNA of Trypanosoma grayi, 447 nucleotides long. RefSeq lists its product as hypothetical. The annotation marks the transcript as partial. NCBI's taxonomy places the organism in Eukaryota, Euglenozoa, Kinetoplastea, Trypanosomatida, Trypanosomatidae. The record is from RefSeq and is a predicted model, not a curated record. The transcript has a single exon.
AUGGACGCCGCCUCCGUUGCGAACAGCAGUGAGAGACAGCAGAGCUCGUGGGAUGACAGCAAUACGACCAGUGGGUCCCGCCGUGUCAUGUUUGCCGAUGAAGAGAAUUCAGGAACGAACAACAACCGCAAAGGGAGAAACGGCUCACCUCCACCACAAGAAGUAGCAGCAGCUACGAAUAAGGGUGCUUCUGAGGGAACCUAUGAGGGCGCGGAUAACGCGGGGAACAGCAGAAGUAGCCGCCAUCGACGGCAGCGCAGGCGCAACCCAUCGAAGGAGGUUGAGGAGGCACUCGUACCGGAUGAGGACUCCGAGCACGACGCAAAGCAUCGCCUGCACGAACAGACAAUGCUGCUCGAGGUUCAGGAACACACCCAGCGUACCCGUGUCGUGGCGUUGCAGAUGGAGGAGGAGGACCAAAUCGUCGCGGCGCUUCACGCGGCGGAG